Molecule: messenger RNA, 1794 nt
Organism: Benincasa hispida (wax gourd)
Lineage: Eukaryota; Viridiplantae; Streptophyta; Magnoliopsida; Cucurbitales; Cucurbitaceae
Product: geraniol 8-hydroxylase-like
Molecular function (GO): monooxygenase activity; oxidoreductase activity, acting on paired donors, with incorporation or reduction of molecular oxygen; iron ion binding
Source: RefSeq, a predicted model, not a curated record
UUGAACUCCUAUAAAAAGCAAACUAAAAUGGCAAAGAGAGGGAGAGAUAUAGAAUAUAGUAGCCAUAGUGAAAGAGAAAUGGAGUUUACAACAAGUUGCAUCAUUUUCCUUCUCUUCUCAUUUCUCUUCUCCCUUCUAAUCUUAGUUCGAUCACUUACUAGAAAAAGUAACCAAAAGCAACUUCCUCCGGGACCCAAGGCUCACUUUCUCAUAGGAAAUUUAAUGGAGAUUGGUCAAAAUCUCCACCAAUCUCUGGCCAAACUUGCUGAGUCCUAUGGCCCUAUCAUGACCCUAAAACUAGGCCAAAUGACCUCAAUAGUGAUUUCCUCCCCAUCCAUGGCCAAGGAAGUCCUCCAAACUCACGAUCAAGUUUUAUGCGACCGAACGUUUCCCGAUGUAGCAACGGUUUAUAACCACCACAAAGUCGCAUUGGCCUGGCUUCCAGUGUGUGAUCUCUGGAGAACUCUUCGAAAACUAUGCAACAAUCACAUGUUUUCCCACAAGAGCCUCGACUCGAGUUACAUAAUUCGUCAUAAGGUAAUCCAACACCUUGUGGCUGAUGUUCGAAAAAGCGCUGCGAAAGGCGACACCAUAGACAUUGAAAGACUUGUAUUUUCGACCACUCUUGAUAUGCUUUCGAACAUGAUUUUUUCAAUAGAUUUGAGUAGUAAGUACUCAAAUAUUCAUAAAUGGGGGCAAGAUUUUAAGGAGACUGUUUGGGGGAUAAUGGAAGAGGCUGGAGGAUUAAACAUUGGAGAUUUUUUUCCAAUCUUGAAGAAGAUGGACCUCCAAGGAUGUCGAAAGCGCAUGAUGGUUCACAUGAACAAAUUUUUAGAUAUCAUUGAUGAAAUGAUUGAGAAGAGGAUGAAAGAGCCAAAAUUAGGAGAAGAUAUUGACAUGCUUCAAAACUUUCUCAACCUUGCCAAAGAAAGUGAAGAUCCCAAGUUUGACUUACAAUUGAUCAAGCAUUUGAUAUUGGUUCUAUUUCCAGCUGGAACCGACACGACAACGUCAACAGUAGAAUGGGCAAUGGCAGAGCUUCUAAGAAACCCAAAAAUGCUAUCAAAAGCCAAAACAGAGCUCAAAGAAGUGAUUGGAGAAGACAUGGAAAUGAAGGAAUCAGACUAUUUAAGGCUACCAUUUCUUCAAGCAAUCAUUAAAGAAACUCUAAGACUUCAUCCUCCAGCUCCACUUCUCUUACCACAUAAAGCCAAACACGACACAGAGAUCAUUGGUGGCUUUGAAAUUCCCAAAAAUGCUCAACUUCUUGUGAAUGUUUGGAAGAUUGGAAGGGACAAAAGUGUUUGGGAAGAUGCUGAUUUGUUUAAACCAGAGAGGUUUUUAGGGUUAGGAUCAAAAGUUGAUUAUAAAGGGAGGGAUUUUGAGUUGAUUCCAUUUGGUUCUGGAAGGAGAAUUUGCCCUGGUUUGCCUUUGGCUACCAAAAUGGUGCACUGGAUUCUUGGUUCUUUGAUUCAUUCAUUUCAUUGGAGACUUGAAGAUGGAAUUAAACCUGAAACUUUGAAUAUGGAAGAGAAGGUUGGAUUGACUUUGGUUAUGGCUCAUCCACCCAAGGCUAUCCCUUUCAAUCAAUGAUAUAUGCAUGUAUGUCAUUUAGAUUAUACCUGUGGCCACUGUUGAUAUGUUGGAAUGUAUGUAUGUGUGUUCUUAGCUAGUAGGUUGUGUUUGAUAACUAUUUUAGUAGCAAGUUUUAAUGAAAAUAAUGCUCGUUUGAUUACUAUUAUAAGUGGAGUCUUUGUGCUGGUUCGUGUAAAAUCCCACGGACUAUUUGAUUAU